Formica exsecta is the source of this 4201-nucleotide messenger RNA. It is a transcript of the gene AlaRS, whose product is annotated as alanine--tRNA ligase, cytoplasmic. Gene Ontology annotation, biological process: tRNA modification; alanyl-tRNA aminoacylation. The record is from RefSeq and is a predicted model, not a curated record. Gene Ontology annotation, molecular function: alanine-tRNA ligase activity; ATP binding; nucleic acid binding. NCBI's taxonomy places the organism in Eukaryota, Metazoa, Arthropoda, Insecta, Hymenoptera, Formicidae. Gene Ontology annotation, cellular component: mitochondrion; cytoplasm. The transcript is spliced from 15 exons. Bases 464 to 4048 code for a protein of 1194 amino acids.
GGCCCAGUUCCACAACUUACUUUAACCGAAGUUUAACUCGUUAAUGGAAAAUUCACAUUACGUUUGAUGUCCGAUGUAUCCAAUCGGACGUCAUACAUUGUACAUCAAAUGCAAUGUGAAUCCUCCAUUAACGAGUUAAACUCCGGUUAAAGUAAGUUGUGGAAUCGGGCCUUAGAAUCAGUACUUAACGUAACGUAAUAUAUUAUGGAAAAGCUUGUGCGGUGGCCCUUAGAGAGAGUCGAGGUUCGUGAUAUCAAAGUCUGCCCGAGGACGUUACAUUUUUUAAGAGAAACGAGUGAUUGGGAGAGGAAAGAAAGGAGAUAGGACAUAACGCGAAAAAGAAAUAAGGAUCAAGCGGACUUGAUAAGAGAAAUGAGACCGUAAUAGUAAGAAUAGUAAAAGAUAUAACGUGAACUUGAAUGAAAGAGAAUAACAGAGUUGAAGAAAAAUCUAGGAUAUUAAAAUGUCAAUCAAUAUGAAUGCAAAGCAGAUACGGCAAGCUUACAUUGACUUCUUCAAGAGUAAGGGUCAUGAAUAUGUGCACUCAAGUUCAACAAUACCUCAUGAUGACCCAACUUUGCUUUUUACAAAUGCUGGAAUGAAUCAGUUUAAGCCGAUAUUCUUAGGAACAGUUGAUCCUAAUAGUGAUAUGGCAAAAUGGGUACGCGUAGUGAAUAGUCAAAAGUGCAUUAGAGCUGGUGGCAAACACAAUGAUCUAGAUGAUGUUGGUAAAGAUGUUUAUCAUCAUACUUUCUUUGAAAUGAUGGGAAAUUGGUCCUUUGGAGAUUACUUCAAGAAAGAAAUAUGUGCUUGGGCCUGGGAAUUUUUAACAGAUGUAUUGAAACUACCAGUUGAUAGAUUGUAUGUGACAUAUUUUGGUGGUGAUGAGAAGAAUGGAUUGGCACCAGACAAUGAGUGUAAAAACUUGUGGCUUUCUCUUGGAAUACCUGCCUCGCACGUUCUACCAGGCAAUAUGAAAGAUAAUUUUUGGGAAAUGGGUGAAACUGGACCCUGUGGACCAUGUAGUGAACUACACUACGAUCGUAUCGGUGGUAGAGAAGCGGCUCAUCUUGUAAACAUGGAUGAUCCUGAUGUGUUAGAAAUCUGGAAUUUGGUGUUUAUACAAUACAAUAGGGAAUCAGAUGGCAGUCUUAAAUCAUUACCAAAAAAGCAUAUAGACUGUGGUUUGGGCUUAGAACGAUUAGUAUCAGUAAUUCAGAAUAAACGUGCUAAUUACGAUACUGAUUUAUUCAUGCCUCUGUUUGUUGCAAUUGAAAAGGCUACAAAUGCCCCACCCUAUCAAGGUAAAGUAGGGGCUGAUGAUGUAAAUGGAAUUGAUAUGGCAUACAGAGUUCUGGCGGAUCAUGCUCGAACUAUCACAAUUGCUCUAGCAGAUGGAGGAAUGCCUGAUAACACUGGUAGAGGAUAUGUCUUGAGAAGAAUCUUACGACGUGCUGUACGUUAUGCGACAGAAAAAUUAAACGCUAAGCCUGGAUUCUUUGGAUCUCUUGUAAAUGUAGUUGUAGAUCUUCUCGGGGAAGUUUUUCCAGAAGUAACAAAAGAUCCACAAAGUAUAAUUGAUGUUGUGAAUGAGGAAGAGGCCCAAUUUUUGAAAACUUUAUCGCGCGGUCGUAAUUUGCUAAAUAGAACCAUAGCGAAAUUAGAGUCAAGCGAUACUGUACCAGGUGAUGUCGCAUGGCGCUUGUAUGAUACUUAUGGUUUCCCGAUAGAUCUCACUCAAUUAAUGAUUGAGGAAAAAGGGUUGAAAAUCGACAUGGCAGGUUAUGAAGAAUCUAAAAAACAAGCGCAGUUAAUUUCCCAAAAUAAAGCUGGUGGAGUAGACGACCAAAUAAAUUUGGAUGUCCAUGCCAUCACUGAAUUGCAAGAACGUGGUGUUAAACCUACAGACGAUUCUCCUAAAUAUAAUUAUAAGGUGAUUAGUUCCGUUAAAUACGAGGAGUAUGAGUUUGCGCCAUGUACCGGUACUGUGAUCGCACUGAGACGCGCCAAGACUUUCGUCGAUCAAGUAACAUCUGGCGAAGAAGUUGGAAUUUUAUUAGAUAAAACGAAUUUUUACGCGGAACAAGGAGGUCAGAUAUACGACGAGGGAUUUUUAGUGAAAGUCGACGAUGAGGCUACAGAGAUUCGCGUGAAAAACGUUCAAGUUAGAGCCGGUUAUGUGCUACAUAUCGGUACCGUAGGCGAGGGUACGUUAAGAAAAGGAGAUAAAGUUCAUACAAAUGUGGAUACGGCACGUAGACGGCUAGUAAUGGCUAAUCAUAGCGCCACGCACGCCCUUAAUUAUGCGCUUAGGAAGGUUCUGGGAACAGGAGCUGAUCAAAAAGGAUCGUUAGUUGCACCUGAUAGACUCCGUUUCGACUUUACAAACAAAGGACCAAUGACAACGGAACAAGUGAAAAACACGGAAAACAUUACCGCUGAUAUGAUCAAGAAGAACAAGAAAAUUUAUGCUAAGGAGAGUAAUUUAGCUUUGGCGAAAACCAUUCAGGGUUUACGUGCAAUGUUCGAAGAGACAUAUCCUGAUCCGGUACGCGUUAUUAGUAUGGGCAUACCGGUUAAUGAUCUAGAAAAGAAUCCUUUGAGUACAGCCGCUCUUGAAACUAGCGUAGAAUUUUGCGGUGGAACACAUUUACAUUACACUGGCCACAUAGGUGAUUUUAUAAUAACCAGCGAAGAAGCGAUUGCUAAAGGCAUCAGACGUAUAGUAGCGCUCACUGGACCGGAAGCUGCCAAAGCUUUCAGAACGGCAACAUUAUUGCAAAAUCAAUUAUCCCAUCUUCAAAAAAUGAUUGAAACUGAUAAAUCUGGAACAAAUUCUAAGGAAUAUGUGAAGAAGAUAGUGAAACUGACGGAUGAAAUAACGCAUGCCGUUAUUCCUGGAUGGAGAAAGGAUAACAUGCGUGCCACGCUGAAAGAAUUAAAGAAAUCUCUCGACGAUAAGGAACGAGCAGCAAAGGCAGCUAUCGCUAACACAGUUGUAGAAACUGCUCAAUCUAUAAUACAGUCCAGAGUUGGAUGCCAAGUCUUAAUCGAGGUUCUGGAAGCGUACAGUAAUACGAAAGCUCUGGAUUCGGCAUUGAAGAAGAUUAGAGUUUUAUCGCCGGAAACUAGCGCUUUGCUUAUAAGUGUCGAUCGCGAUGUCAAAAAGAUAUUUGCUCUCAGUUCUGUGCCAAAGUCCGCGAUUUCCAAAGGACUGAAAGCAAACGAAUGGAUCCAAGUGAUUGCGCCUGCGAUGCAAGGCAAAGGAGGCGGAAAACCUGAAUCUGCACAAGCUUCCGGGACUAAUAUAGCGUGUUUGAACGAAAUAAUAAGCAGAGCUAAUGAGUUUGCCAAGCAAAAACUUGGAAUUAUAGAAAAGAGUAUCGCUAACGAUACUUGUAAGACUUUAGAAAAUGAUAAUCAAUCAAUGGACUCGUCAUCAAAAUUGUUACUUUAUGCAAAUAUUGGGAGUGCUAAAUGCUAUUUGGCACAAAUAAUCGCGCGAUAUAGCGACAAAUGUUUGACUAUUAAGCAAAUCGAAAAUGAUAAAUUACAUUCUAGCAAUAUAAUAUUAAAAGCAGCAGAUGCCACAUUAUUCGAUAUCAAUGCUAUCGCGUUCUUUUUAUCAAAUUCGCAGCUACGGCGUGAAGAUGAUUUAUUCGCAUCCAGCCAGGUUUUGCAAUGGACGAAUUAUGCGCAAAAUCACAUUUUACCGGCAGUCAGUGGCUGGGUGAUUCCGUCCCUCGACACUUCUGUAUCAAAAGAUAUGAAAACGAACGCAAAGGUUUCUAAAGAAGAUGUUCUUUCUGCUUUAAGAACAUUGGACAACACAUUACAUACAAGAACAUACUUGAUAGGAGAAAGAAUCACUCUUGCGGAUAUAUUUGUUUUUAUCGCGCUAUUGCCUUUGUACGAAUAUGUAUUGGAUCCGCAUUAUAGAAAGCAAUAUACAAAUUUAAAUAGGUGGUUUUCUACAAUUUUGAAUCAGCCACAAGUAAAAUGUGUAGUAAAGAAUUUUACAUUUUGCACAAAAUGUAAUGUUAAUUAAUAGCUAUUAGCUAUUGUAAUAAAAAUAUUUAUUUGCAUUUUCUACUGGAAUGCGCUGUUACAUUAUGCAAGAGGAUUGUCAUUUUCUUCCGAUGUAUUGGUUUUAAGAUUAUCAUACAGUAUCCUAAUUUCUUUUAAUAAAGUGGAGAUGUUU